This is a messenger RNA of Annulohypoxylon truncatum, 1350 nucleotides long. Its product is annotated as UBC-like protein. The record is from RefSeq and is a predicted model, not a curated record. The coding region runs from base 1 to 1350 and encodes 449 amino acids. NCBI's taxonomy places the organism in Eukaryota, Fungi, Ascomycota, Sordariomycetes, Xylariales, Hypoxylaceae. The transcript is spliced from 8 exons.
AUGGCGGACCAGUCCAUUAUCCGCAUCACCAAGGAAAUCGGUGAAUUACAGAAGAGUUCCGACCUUUCACUCGCUGUUGCCUUUCGCGAUCGGGACGUUCGUAACGUGAAGGCUUUGAUUAUCGGUCCCCACGAGACUCCCUACGAGUUUGGUUUCUUUGAGUUUGUGGUUAAAUUCAACAGAGAGUACCCACGCAAGUCACCAGCCGUCACGGGAACAACCACCAACAGUGGACGUUGUCGAUUCAACCCCAAUAUCUAUGCCUCCGGGAAAGUCUGUCUGUCAAUCCUUGGAACAUGGCGUGGAGAACGAGGAGAGGAGUGGUCCCCUGCUCAGGGUCUGGAGUCUAUCUUGGUCUCGAUACAAAGCCUAAUGUCGUCAAACCCUUACGAGAACGAGCCUGGUUUCGAGGACGCAAAUGAGUCGCACGAUAAGAAGAACCAGAAGGAGUACAUCGCGAAGAUCCGUCACGAGACGUUACGCAUUUCCAUCAUACAAAGACUAGAAGACUACCUAGGAAUUACUGGCAGCAGCAUCGCAUCGCCUAUCCCACCCGAAGGAGAAGAGUACGAACUUGACAUGGACGAUGAUAUUGAGAUCGACGAUGCGAGUGUUCCCUGGGAGCCGUUCAAGGAUCUUUGCAAGCAUCGCUUCCUCUGGUAUUACGACUCGUACUUAGAGACCAUCAAGAAGGCGAAGGAGGAGGUCAAGGACGGUCAGCCUUUCGUGCGCAUGCCCUUUGAAGGGGCUUCUAAUACUAUGGAUGGAAAGUUCAAUUACACCGAACUCGAGCAAAGACUGCGCCGCAUCAAGGCAGUUCUAGAUGGUGAGCCGGAGAAAUGGGCAGUGGAGGGCAUGUCCUCUAAAAUGAGGGAUAGCACGGUUGCGGUCAACCUUGCGCGGCAAUUCGACCAGAUCAAGGAAUCCUACAAACGUUGCGAAGCCCCUCAUAGUGUGGAGUUGGUAGAUGGAAAUCCAUUUGUAUGGAAUUUCACCUACUUUGGACGACCUAUGACGAAUCUGGACGGAGGCAUGUUCCGCAUCAGAAUUAACUUCAGUCCCCGGUUCCCUGAGGAACAACCUAGAGUCAAAUUCUUGACACCGAUGUUCCAUCAUCGGAUCGCGGUGGAUGGUACGACGUGCUACUUUCCUAAUCCCACUCGCCGAGAAGACGUCAAACAACAUCUCGAAGCAAUCAUCGAGGCCCUGGAAGAAGAACAACCCCCUUACGACCCGCGAACCCUAGUCAACCUGGAAGCCCACAAGCUAUAUUGGGGCGGCGCGGAGGGACGAAAAUUGUACAACAGGCAGCUACGUAGAUCUGUACAAAGAAGUCUGGAGGAGAUGUGA